Molecule: messenger RNA, 1979 nt
Organism: Austrofundulus limnaeus
Lineage: Eukaryota; Metazoa; Chordata; Actinopteri; Cyprinodontiformes; Rivulidae
Gene: prodh2
Product: proline dehydrogenase 2
Exons: 10
Coding region: 431-1822 (463 amino acids)
Cellular component (GO): mitochondrion
Molecular function (GO): proline dehydrogenase activity; FAD binding
Source: RefSeq, a predicted model, not a curated record
UGGCUUCAUCAUUUGCGUGCUUUUGGUUGUGUUCAUAGGAUGUAGGGUAAGGCCUUUUCAUAUUUAUUUCUCUUGAAUCUUUUUCCUUGCACUUGUGAUUUAGAUCUUCUGCCAACGCAGUGGUGGCGUUUGUUCUUUUGCAAGAAAAUAUCCCAAGAUUUGCUUAGACGAUGGAGCAUGUACAAUGUGGUUUUGCACAAUUUUCAAUGAAACAGUGACAAAUCUCAGGUUUCUUCUGAGCGCUUCAUGUAAAGUAGGGGUGCUCCGUCUUUUCUGUUAAACAUCAUCAGGGCAAAUAACUGCAGGUUUCAACUGAGUUCUAAAGUUAAAAACGCACUCCAGAGUAAUCAAGAAAAAAAAAGUUUUAUACCAACAGCCUUCCAGGAUCUGAAUAUAAAUUGCGGAAAGCAUAACUGUUCCUCCUGCGAAGAUGCUGUACUCCAACUUACGUCCUUCACUCCCUCACCUCUGGUCGCUGAGGCUUCUGGGCACCGCGGCCUCCAGGAGGACGGCGGUCAAGCAGMAGGAACUUCAGUCGGGGACACUGAGCUUUGAGGAUCCCAGCGCCUUCAGGGUGAAGAGUUGGGGUGAACUGAUUCGUACUCUUGGCAUCUUCCGUCUUUGCUCCUUCCCUGUGCUGGUGAACAACAGUGGGAAGCUGAUGUCAGUCGCACGAAAACUCCUGGGCAAGAGGGGCUUUUCUUUGCUGCUGAGGCCCACAGUUUACGCCCAGUUCGUUGCUGGAGAAAAUGAGGCCGAGAUCUCUGAGUCCAUGAGGAAGAUGAGCUUGCUUGGAUUGAGGCCGAUGCUGGCUGUGCCCAUCGAGGAGGACCUUGGGGAGAGCAGCGGGGAAAAACGAUACGACGACAACAUGGAGGCCAUGCUGGAGUGUGUGAGGAUGUCAAACAGCAACGCCUGGAGCAGAGACCCCAUGAUGCAGCUGAAGAUCACAGCCCUGCUCAGCCCAGAGCUGUGUGUGAAACUCACAACUCUCACUGAACAACAACCUUAUGAUCUGAGUCUCCUUGUCAAGGCCAUGGAUGGAGAAGUAAUAAGCUUCCCUGGUUUAGAGGAAAAAGAGAACGCCCAUUUCCUGUGUGGCUUGAGGAGACUCAACAAAAUAGCAGAGGCAAGUUUUGACAAAGUCAGAGUCCUGGUGGAUGCAGAGUACACCUACAUGAACCCCGCCCUCUCUCUCGUUACUAUGGCAAUGAUGAAGAAGUUCAACAAAGAUGGUGCCUGGAUUUGGAACACAUAUCAGUGUUAUCUAAAGGAGUCCAGGGUUCUCCUGUUAGACGCUCUGCAUCUAUCUGAGAGGGAAGGUUUCUGUCUGGGUGUUAAACUGGUGCGAGGAGCCUACAUGGACAAAGAGAGAAAGGUGGCAGAGAAGAAGGGCCAUGUGGACCCCAUUCAUAAGAGCUGGGAGGACACCAAUUACAGUUAUAACGGCUGUCUGGAUGUGAUGCUGGAGGUCAUAUCACAGAAACCUGAGCGUUACCGGAUCAUCGUGGCCACUCACAAUGAGGAGUCAGUGAGGAGAGCUGCCAACCGGAUGAAGGAGCUGGGCAUAGAUAAGGAUGGCGGCUCUGUGUGUUUUGGUCAGCUGUUGGGCAUGUGUGAUCAUGUCUCCCUCACACUGGCUAAAGAAAGUUUUAUUGUGUACAAAUCGGUGCCGUACGGCUCAGUGGAUGACACGCUCCCCUACUUGGUGCGUCGGGCUCAAGAGAACCGCACGGUGCUGCAGGGAAUCCGUAAAGAGCGGGAUCUGCUGAGGAAAGAGCUGAAACACAGACUGAAGCUGAAACUGAGGGGAGGGAGCUGAUCSAAGAUUUUAAGAGAGUGAGCUUGUGUUAAAUCCACUGAACAAUUUGACACUUUUUUAAAAGGUAAAAUGGAUAUUUUAAAAUGUGAUAGCUUUCAUCUAUGUUUUUGACUGCAAUACAAAGAGCCUGAAGAUUAAAUUAAAACUACUGGUUUGA